ACGUCACAACCAUGGCGACUGACUCUGCCGUGGAGCUGCUCUUUCUGGAUACUUUUAAACAUCAGAGCGCAGAGCUGACGAAUGUUGAUGUAGUUCGUUUUCCCUAUGGAGUUCAUAUCAGUGAAGUGCGAAUUAUUCCUCCUGGAGUUAGAGCCCAUAGUGGACUGCCCGAAAAUAAAGCGUAUGGGGAAACAUCACCCCAUGCAUUUCAGCUUGACUUGUUUUUUAACAAUGUCAGCAAACCAACUGCACCUGUUUUUGACAGACUAGGAAGUCUUGAUUAUGAUGAGAACAAAUCAAUUAUUUUUAGACCAAAUGGAAAGGUGAACACAGAUGGGCUGGUACUCCGAGGCUGGUAUAGUACUCUCACUUUAGCAGUAUACGGAUCUGUGGAGAAGAUUCUAGUUCACGAUAGGGACUCUUCUCCACCUCCGCCGCCUCCACCACCACCACCUCAACAACCUGGUUUAAAGAGAGGUACUAAACAUGACUGGGAUAAAGAAGAUCAAUACAAUGACAGCCCACCGAGACCACAACCAAGAGGUCCAAGAACACCUCCAGGACCACCACCUCCUGAUGAUGAUGAGGAAGAGACUGUGUCAACAUUAGCUACAGGGAAGGAAGAUGGAAAUGGCAGAGAAGAAUACUUUGAGCCCAUCUCUCCAGACCGAACAUCUAUUCCACCUGAGGAACCAUAUUCAGAUGAGGGUGAUCAAGAAGAAGAUCCAGCAGAAGAUGGAGAGGAGGAUGACGACGAAGAGGUCGAUGGUGAUGAAGAAGAGGAAGAUGAUGUAAGGAAUGUGGGAAGCUUAAUGGAAGAUGAAGAAGAGGAGGAUGAAGAGGACGAUGAGGGUGAUGAUGGUUAUGAGCAAAUUUCUAGUGAUGAAGACGUCAUUACUGAUCUGGAACAUGAGAGUUACAAGUUUCCUACCUUUGAUAUGGAUUACAGAGCCGAGGACUUUGCAUCUGUUCCUAGCAUGCAGUAUGACCCAUAUGAAAGAGAAAUUCGACCUUUGUUGUACUUUAAUCCUCCAUACAGGACUAAGUUUGAAAUUGAAAUAAGUAAAUUAAAGAAUAUAAAUUUUCAUGAAGAUAGCCCUAGUACAGCAGAGCCUUCUGCUAAAUUGACUGAGCUGUUGGAUACUCAUAAAGAUGAUUGGGGUGUCCAGUGGGUUGUUGCACUGGAAGAACUGCCAUGCCUGCUUGUUAAGGGUCUGAGUUAUCUUCAAGCUAAAGAUGCUACAAAUAAUUAUCGUUCUCAGCUAGUUGAGUGGACUAUACAGGCGUUAUCUCUCCAGGUUGCCCUUUCACAGCCUAUUGCACUUAAUGUUAGACAGCUGAAAGCUGGAACCAAGCUGGCAUCUUCUCUAGCUGAGUGUGACUCACAUACUGUCUUAGCCUUAUUGGAGAGUGGUAUUACUAGCAAACUCUUUGAACUGCUCUUUGCAGAGCAUGUGUCCUCAUCCCUGAAAUUAAAUACCCUCAAGUCCCUAGAUAGUGUCAUUAGCUUUUCUGAAGGAAUGCAGGCAUUCUUGAAUGUUGCUAUUAUUGGAAAAGAAAAGAAUGGUUAUCAGAACCUGAUGGAGUUAAUCCUGUUAGAUCAAACAGUACGUGUUGUCACUGCUGGCACAGCAAUACUUCAGAAAGCUCACUUCUUUGAAAUUUUAUCAGACCUUAGGAAGAUAGCUAGCCAAUGGGCAGAGAAAAUUCCUGGAAAUAAUACUGAACGUGAGCCUGAUUCUGACAGUAACCAUGAGAAGGUAGGCAAGGAUGAUGAGGGUGAAUUGGAGGCACAACUUGAUAUGGAUCAUUUAUUGGCAUCUUCUAAUAUAAGUGAAUAUGAUCUGGAGAAACUGCUUGAAAUUCUUGAUGAAAUCCUGCAUUUGAUGGAGACUGCACCACAAACCAUGGUUCAACCACUUGUAAAGUCAUUCCCGACCACAGCUCGCAUCACUGGACCCCCAGAGAGAGAUGAUCCAUACCCAGUACUGUUCAGGUAUAUGCACAGCUGCCACUUCUUGGAAAGCCUUACGCUUGUACUCUCGAUUCCAGCAGCAAGUGUUCAUCCUGGAAUUGUACAGGCAGUGAAAGAUCUAUUAAAGUUUCUUUCUCAGACACAGAAAGGGUUGUUGUUCCUUUUAUCAGAGCAUGAUACUACCAACCUGUUGAUGAAAAUACUAGCCCAGAUUUUGGAACAAGAUAUUGAAGAAGGAAUUCAGUCAUAUGGUGCUGGUGAUGAUACUUUUGCUAUGUGGUUGUUACAGGCUUUGCACACUCUUCAGUGUGUAGCUGAACUUUUUGACCAUUUCAGCAAUGUCAACUGCACAGAAGAAGGAGACAGUCCAGACCUGCUAGGAACUUUGCACAAUCUUUAUCUGAUUUCUUUCAACGCAAUGGGGAGGUCUGCUGUUUCUCAUGUGUUUAGCUUGGAGCAGAAUUUCUCCUGUUUGGUUACCCUACUGGAUCAGUUUUCCAAGGAAGGUCUGGGAGAUGCAAAGUUGAAGAAGUCUGUGACUUACAAUUACGCGUGUAUGCUUAUUUUGUUGGUGGUUCAGUCCUCCAAUGAUGUACAAAUGCUGGAGCAGUUUGCCUCCUCAUUGUUGAAGGUGUGUAAGGCUGAUGAAAAUAACCCCAAACUUCAAGAGCUCAGUAAAUGGCUGGAACCUCUGGAGAAGCUCCGCUUUGAAAUUAGUUGUAUUCCAAAUCUUAUUGAAUGUAUUAAACAGAAUCUGGAUAAUUUGUUAACUCUGGAAGGAGCUGGACUGAUGACUGCUCUCCGUGUUCUUUGUCACAUUACCUGUCCACCACCAGCGAUUGAAGGACAGCAGAAGGAUCUCAAAUGGAACCUUGCUAUGAUUCAGUUGUUUUCUGCUGAGGGCAUAGAUACGUUCAUAAAAGUACUGCAGAAACUGAACGGUAUCUUACUCCAACCUUGGAGGUUACAUGGUAACAUGGGAACCAUUUUGCAACGACUUAUGAUCCUUUCUGUAGCAGGGUGCACCUUGCGCCUCCUUAAGUGCAUGCUUACUGAGCUGUUGAGGGGUGGCUCUUUUGAAUUUAAAGACACACGAGUGCCCAGUACACUUGUUACACUGCACAUGAUCCUGUGUUCAGUUCCAGUUUCUGGACGUUUAGAUCCAGAUGAACAGAAGAUACAGAAUGACAUUGUUGACAUUCUACUUACAUUUACUCAAGGAGUUAACGAGCAAGUUACUGACACUGAAGAGACUUUGGCAAACAAUACGUGGUCUCUGAUGCUGAAAGAGAUGCUGUCCUCUGUUUUAAAAGCUCCAGAAGGGUUUUUCUCUGGACUUGCACUUCUUUCUGAACUAUUGCCACUUCCCCUUCCUAUGCAAACAACUCAGAACAUUUCUUCACAAGACAUUGCAGUGGCACUAAAUACAAGGAAACUGUGGAGCAUGCAUCUUCAUGUUCAUGCUAAACUAAUCGAAGAGAUUGUGUGUUGCUUUUCUGGAACAGCAUGUCAGCCAGUGGUUCAUAUGUUAAGACGAGUGUGCGUUCAGUUAUGUGACUUGGCAUCUCCAACUGCACUGCUUAUUAUGAGGACAGUACUGGACUUGAUCAUGGAAGAGAUACAAAUCUCUCCUGAAGGAAAGGAAAAGGUUUGUUCUGCCCAAACUACACGUCUGUUUGCACUUUUGGAUUCUCUUGCCUCACAUCGAUCUUGUAAAGUGGCCAUUUUGCAUCUCAUUAGUUGUGCCAGUAAAGGAGAUGAGAAAUAUCCCGAAUUAUUUCAGAAUAUAUUAGGACUGUUGCAGUUUUCAAGUGACAGCAAUAUUCAUCAGCAGCACUGUGCAGAAUUCAUUGUGACCCUCAUCCAGUCUCUUUGUGACCAGGAUAUUGCUCUGAUUGUUGCAAGUUCUUUGGAUGGCACAAUUUCAGAGACUGAACAGCUAGCCAGUGCUCUGCCUUCUAAGGAUCUCUUGUGCACUAUGUGUGAGAGCAUGCUUGAAUUAUUUAGUAACACAGAAAGCAGCUACACCUUAUUACUCACCUCUAUUAGAACAAUGAUGUUUUUGACAGAGCAUGAUUAUGGAUUCUUUCAUCUUAAAAGUUCCCUUAAGAAGCAUAAUACUGCCAUCUACGGUCUUCUGAAAAGAGUGGUUGGUGCUUUCAACAAAGACGCUGCUGAGCUUGUCUCUGCCCUCCUUGAUUUUCUAAGACAGAUUCUGAACACAGAUUCUGUGGGUUGUUGUGCAAAUGAAGUAACUACCACCAUGGAUGCUGAUGGAAAUGGUCCAACACGCUUGUUAGCUCUCAGCCCAAUGGAGAUGAAACAGCUUCUGCAAUGGAAACUUAAUGACCCAGACCACCUACUUCUUGACUUAGAAAAACAAGUAAUGGUAAUACUGGAACACUCCAAAGAUGAUGAACGCUUAGAGUCAUUACUGGAGAAUACAGCUGGACUGCGUCAAAUCCUGGAAGGUUGUAGUGACAAAACUGCUUCGAAUGAAGUGGAUGUAGAACCUUUGCUACCAGUAGCUGAAAGCAUCCAAUCCCAGUUCAAUAACAGGACAGUGUAUGUUUUGUCAGAUGUCUUUGAUGACCAAAUUAAAGCUCUUUGGUUUUCACCAUUUCAGACUGAGGAGAUUGAUGCAGAUCUGGAUGUGGUUAAAGUUGACUUGGUUGAACUCUCUGAGAAAUGCUGUAGUGAUUUUGAUCUGAAAGCAGAACUGGAAAGAUCAUUUUUGUCUGAACCCACAUCUCCUGGACGUGCAAAGGCACCCAAAGGCUUUAAGCUUGGAAAACACAAGCAUGAAACCUAUAUAACGUCAAGUGGAAAGUCUGAAUAUAUUGAACCGGCCAAACGAGCUCACAUUGUUCCUAUCCCAAGAGGACGGGGAAGAGGAGGAUUUGGACAGCUCUGCAGACCUCAUGAUAUUUUUAGGCAAAGAAAACAAAACACUAGUAGACCCCCAUCAAUGCAUGUUGAUGAUUUUGUAGCUGCAGAAAUCAAAGACAUUGGACCAGCAACUGGCUUGCUGCCAGCAAAAAGGACUCCUAAAGGGUCUCAGAAGGUUUCUACACGGGGAGUGUUCUCUGGCAACAGAGGCGGCCGAGGAAUUUUUCACAGUCAAGCUAGGUUCUUUACUCCACCUCUUCCCAAAGUUAAUUAUAAUCGACGAGAAGUUGGUCGUGGAUCUAGCUGGAGUGCCCUAGCUCUUCCUGUGGCUCACCGAGUGGCAUACGGUGAUGGUAGAGGAGGUCAGAGCAACUUCAGCAGAGCGCCACCCCCAUCCAGACAGGCCCCAGCAGGAGCCUACCGACUGACUCCCAGGGACCGUGUUCCACGAGGCCGAGGGGCCGGACCCUCCUGGUUAAGCAGUAGUGGCAUUAGUGGAAGUGGUGGCAGUGGUGGAGGCUCUAGGGGCAAGUUCAGUGGACCGGGCAGUAGUGGAAGCAGAGGAAGACAUGUUCGAUCCUUCACCCGCUAAGCAUGAGGCUUACAUACUCUUGACUUGAGUAGCAAGGAGAACUCUGUAUGCUAUGGAUGCGAGAAAUAUUUCACUCUGAGGAUUUGGCAUUCAGCCAUUGUGAAGUUGAAACACUGAAGGACCAAUGCCAGUUUCAUUGUGUGUUCAUGGACAAUAGAAGUAGUUUCUUUUGUUUGAAGACAUUUUUUUUCUUCCCCUCACGAGAGGUAAGAUUUUCAAUAAAAAAAGAAAAAUGUAAA
Erpetoichthys calabaricus (reedfish) is the source of this 5695-nucleotide messenger RNA. It is a transcript of the gene virma, whose product is annotated as vir like m6A methyltransferase associated. The record is from RefSeq and is a predicted model, not a curated record. The transcript is spliced from 24 exons. Gene Ontology annotation, cellular component: RNA N6-methyladenosine methyltransferase complex. The coding region runs from base 12 to 5456 and encodes 1814 amino acids. NCBI's taxonomy places the organism in Eukaryota, Metazoa, Chordata, Cladistia, Polypteriformes, Polypteridae. Gene Ontology annotation, molecular function: RNA binding.